Doryrhamphus excisus (bluestripe pipefish) is the source of this 2415-nucleotide messenger RNA. Its product is annotated as homer protein homolog 3. NCBI's taxonomy places the organism in Eukaryota, Metazoa, Chordata, Actinopteri, Syngnathiformes, Syngnathidae. Gene Ontology annotation, biological process: G protein-coupled glutamate receptor signaling pathway. The record is from RefSeq and is a predicted model, not a curated record. Gene Ontology annotation, molecular function: G protein-coupled glutamate receptor binding.
GCUGUGCAGCAGGACGGACCUCGGAGACAAAAGAGAGGGAGAAGGAGGCUUAUUUUGUGCCAAAUUGCUCACCUUCUGCUGGCUUUAAUACUCUGGUGUCACAGCAGGGUGCUGCGGCAGUGACCCGCUGCCCCCUUUGUUGUUAUUCUCCUGGAGAAUAGAGCAGAAAGAAUAUCAAUAUCUUUGCAAAGUGGAGCCACAGCGGAAUCAGAAGUUACCGUAACGACAUGGGGAGAGUUAUGGAAAACGAGUGGAAAUGAGAGAAAAUUAACUUACCAUUCUUCUACUUAGAGAAGAAGCCUCAAAUACUUUGCAAGAUGUUUCCUCAUCACAGAGAAAGAGAGCAGCCCAUCUUCAGCACUCGGGCUCAUGUUUUCCAGAUCGAUCCGGCCACCAAGAGGAACUGGAUCCCUGCGAGCAAGCAUGCCGUCACCGUGUCCUUCUUCUAUGACUCCAACCGCAACGUCUACCGCAUCAUCAGCGUGGGUGGCACCAAGGCAAUUAUCAACUGUAUCGUUACCCCAAGUAUGACAUUUACUAAGACGUCCCAGAAGUUUGGUCAGUGGGCCGACAGCAGAGCCAACACUGUCUACGGUCUGGGCUUUGCUACGGAGCAACAGCUACACCAGUUUUCAGAGAAGUUCAAAGAGGUGAAGGAUGCAGCUCGUCUGGCCAGAGAAAAGUCCCAAGAUAAAGAACUAGCCAACACCGCCCUCAACAUUGCUGCACCUCAGGACCUCUCCGAUGACCUCCAGUCUCCUCCAGUCAUGUGUGUUAACGGGCCAGAGGACAAGCUGUUCCGCAGUCAAAGUGCCGACAUCACGCUGUCCUCUGAGAAGGAGCGCAUCAAGAAGAUGCUCUCUGAGGGGUCUAUCUGCGAGAUGAACCUAGAGGCGGAGCUCUUCACGCUGCAGGACAGCAACUCCAAGUUAGUGGCGGCGUUGCACGAGGCCAACGCGAACGUGGAGCAGUGGAAGAAACAGCUGGUAGCGUAUCAGGAGGAAACAGAGAGGCUCAGAGAACAGGUGGCUGACCUGGAAGCCCAUGGGGGUCACGGCCCUAGUGACCUGCUGAAGGAUGAACUGACUCAGUCCCUAGAGGAGCUGGAGGCUCUUCUUAAGGCCAAAGACGAGGAAAUUCACAUUUUGCAAAGCAAAAAGUCAGAAUACCAUGACAUGGAACGUGAAAGAGAUCAAGCCAUACACAGAUUACGGGAAGUGGAGAUGCGUAAUUCCGAGUUGGAGCGACGCAUCCAGAACACGGAGCAAAACUUGAGCAACUCUCUGGACGAACGAGAUCGCUUGGACACUGAGCUUCAGAGGGCCAUCGAAAUUCUAGAUAUCAAGAUCUUUGACCUCAAUGACCUCCGCCAGAGCCUUGUGAAGCUCAUCGACAAAUAAUGCGAAUGGAGGAGGAGUAGGAAAAUGAAAAACGUGAAGAUGGAGCUGGACAAGGACUCACGAUAUUCUAGAUGUUGGCCUACGCAGCACUUACAUGUUUUUACCCAUCUGCGCUUUGUGUUGCUUAAAUGGGAAACAAUGCAAUAACUUCAAGGUAACUGCUUACUUACAAGUGCAACAUAUAGUAUAUACUUAGGACAACCGGUGCUUGUUUUACAUGUAGUACAAGUUUAGGAUCGAAGAAACUGCAUAUUUGUUAUUCUGACUGAUAAGAGGCCUUGUUUUACUGUAUUUAUGACCAAGGAACCGGUGGUGGUGGUGGUGUCGCAUACGCAGUCAAAAUGAGACAUGAUGGACUGCCCUGUCAACACAAGCACACAUGAAUACUGCAUUAACAGCCUGAUUGUGUGCGUGUAGUGCUUCAUGCAUUAUGCAGCUGCAAUAAGACAGCAUGGUUGAAAUAAAUGAUCAAGGUCAAGUGGGUAGGGGAAAAUGGCUAUUGGUGAGGUAAGGGUGCCCAACUUAAACUAUGUGAAUGAAGACACCAAAGAGCAACAUUUUGAGAGUUUGAGCAGCCUGUAUGCCUCGUUAGCGCUAGAACUCACAUUAGGGUAAAUGCUAAAUUCAGAUAAGGGUCAUUAAGUGUUCUCCAAAUGACGUAAUCAAUAAGGCACAGUGCAGCUUAAGUUUAACUUGCUGAUAAGAAACAUACUUUAAAGCGCCCACCGCAUCUUCUUAGACCGCUGCUGUGAUGCUUUCAAGGACUUUAGGGAUACUUCAGGCCUUGUCUUCUGCAUGUUACCUCCAUCUGCGGACAAGGUCACAUGUGGGUCAACAGUGCAUCCAUUGAAGAGCAAGAUUGUCAACGAGUGUUUCUAAUAAACCAUGCAGCCUGUAUAGGUGAACAUUUCUAUCAAGCCUUACUGUUCUAUUUCAAGGAUGGUGGCGGAGCGUCAUGGCGGUUGUUUCUCACACGUUGUUACUGAGCUGUUGUCAUGAAAAAUAAAAGCCAAGA